AUGUCAAAUCAGAACGAGAAAAGAAUGAAAGCUAAGGAGCUGAAGCGAAAAAACAUUCUUGACUCGAUUACGCGUUUGGAGACAUUUUUGCGGAAUUUUGAUCCUGAUGAACAUGGCCACGAAAUUCCACUACGACUGGAGCGUAUUGAGAAGUUGAUGGAGUCUUUCGAAACAGUACAAUCAGAGUACGAAGAGCUCGAUGUUGAUGAAAACUUUGCACUGGAAAAUGCCGAAAUAAGAGCCAAGGUCGAAGAAAAAUAUUUUCAAGUGAAAGCUGGUUUGCUACUGAAGCACUCCACCCAACAAUUGCCUGUGGCAUCAACCUCUACUCAAGCUAUCCCCGCGCAACUACCAUUUCCCAACCCACUGUCGAACGUUAAACUGCCGACGAUCACGCUGCCUGAGUUCGAUGGUGAUUUUAAUGGAUGGCUGACCUUCCACGACACCUUCCUUUCCAUGAUUCACUCGUCAACGGAGAUAUCAAGUGUGCAGAAAUUUCACUAUCUUCGCGCUGCUCUAAAGGGAGAAGCAGCGAAUUUCAUUCAUUCUAUCACCAUCACCGCUGCGAACUACUCUGUUGCGUGGGACACGCUUAUCAAGCGUUAUUCCAAUAAGAGUCUACUACGAAAAAAGCACAUACGAGCGAUCCUGAAGUACCCAAAGAUCCCAAAUGAUUCUGUGGAGGCGCUCCACCGCAUUCUUGAUGAUUUUCAACGGCACACCAAGGUACUGCAGCAGUUAGGAGAACCUGUCGAACAAUUUAGUUCCAUUCUGAUAGAGCUGCUGGUAGACAAAUUAGAUGACGCCUCCCACAGCGCAUGGGAGGAAUCAAUUGCAUCAGAUGAAAAUCCGACCUACGAUAAAAUGGUUGAGUUCCUGCAGAAAAGGACUCGAGUACUGGAGACGAUUAUGGUCAACCGGCCAAGCCCAUCCCAAUCCAGAACCGGAAACCACAAUUCUGGAAUCCAAAAGCAGAAUGCCUCCCGUGUCAGUUCCAACGCUAUGGCUGAAAGUGUUAACAAGGAAUAUCCGUUAUGUCCCGCCUGUGAAAAACAAAGGCAUUCGCUGAUGGACUGCCUCUUAUUCAACGAAAUGAAUAUUCAAGAUCGUUUGAGGGUCGUAAACGACAAAAAGCUAUGUAGCAAUUGCUUCCGUAGCGACCAUUUUGCUCGUACUUGUCGCUCAAAGUUUGUGUGCAAGCAAUGCACCAAGCGACACCACACGAUGAUACACCCCGGUUACAUCGAAGUUCAAUUGCAUCCGGAACCUAAAUCAGAGACAACCCCGAAAACAGAAAUCGAGCCCCUACCUGGUCCCUCUCGCGUGGUAUCUGCUAUUGCCACCACCGAGACUCUGGCUGCCGACAAUAGUGCUCACAUAGCAGCAUCCAGCGCAGCUGUAGAAGGAAACAAAAUGAGUGUACUUCUUUCUACCGUGGUUCUAAUAAUCGUAGAUGCAUAUGGACAAGAGCACUUGGCUCGAGCCCUGCUGGACACAGGGUCGCAGCCGAACGCAAUCAGUGAACGGUUGUGUCAUCAAUUGCAUCUUACCCGCACAACAGUCAACGUCCCCAUAACGGGUGUAGACGGUACCCUCACGAACGCUAAAUAUCAGGUGACAACUGAGCUCCGAUCCAGAGUGAAUGAUUUCAAGCAGCAAAUGAAUUUUCUCGUCCUGCGAAAAGUUACCAGUGAUACCCCAGCAGUUUCAUAUUCUACUACCCAAUGGAAAAUUCCGGAAUCAGUUUUGUUAGCCGAUCCUGAGUUUAACAUUUCCCGAAGAAUCGACCUCAUAAUUGGCGCAGGUCAUUUUUACACUCUUUUGCGUGAUGGACGAAUCUAUUUGACCCAUAAUCUUCCUAUGCUGGUAAAAACCGUCUUUGGCUGGAUCGUAACUGGUCAAAUGGAGCACGGCGAUUCAAGAGAAACAGCAACUUGUCAUGUGGCUCAAAUCUCGUCGAUCGAAGAUCUGUUAGAACGUUUUUGGAAACUUGAAGAGGUAAGCGGAACGAACUAUUCUGUAGAUGAGCAGAAUUGUGAGAACUUUUAUCGUGAAACCGUUUCUCGGGAAAAGUCUGGUAGAUACAUCGUACGAAUGCCCAGACAUCCUCAAUUCAAACAAAUGUUUGGAAUCUCAAAAUUGACAGCUCUUCAACGAUUCCGUUGGUUAGAACGAAUGCUAGAGAAAAAGCCAGAUCUCAAACCGCAGUAUCAUGAUUUCAUCAAGGAAUAUAUAGCUCUUAAGCACAUGAAGGAAGUACCUAAUGAAGAUGUAGAUCGCCCAGAUGCUUGCUAUCUUCCCCACCAUCCAGUCGUAAAAGAGGACAGUUCGACGACAAAAGUUCGUGUCGUAUUUGACGGCUCAACGAAAAUGAGUUCCGGACAUUCUCUCAACGAAGCCCUCCUUGUCGGACCAGUCGUUCAAGACGAAUUGCUCACUAUUGUUCUGCGUUUCCGACAGUUUCCAAUUGCGCUAGUGGGGGACAUUGAAAAAAUGUACCGCCAGGUUUUGCUACAUCCAACCGAUCGCCCACUCCAGAGAAUAUUCUGGAGAUUCGACAGCACUGAACCCAUCAAAGCUUACGAACUCUCCACCGUUACGUACGGUCUUGCUCCGUCGUCGUUCUUGGCGACCCGAACUCUGCAGCAAUUGGCAGAAGAUGAAGGUGCACAUUUUCCCGAGGCCAGCCGAGUAGUGAGAAAAGACGUGUACGUGGACGAUUUAAUUUCCGGCGAAAGCACUGUGGAACGAGCUAUUCAACUGCAAAAUGAUUUGAUGAAACUACUGAAGCGAGGUGGAUUUCGUUUGCGAAAAUGGGUUAGCAAUUCCCUCGAAGUGUUAUCAGAAAUUCCUGAAGAACUCCAAGGCACCCGAUCUCCCAUGAAGUUCGAUCCCGAGGAAACAGUUAAAACUCUCGGCAUCUGCUGGGAACCAGAGACCGACAAACUGCGUUUUAAUAUUGCCGUCAACGUAAUAAAUCCGGUACCAACUAAACGGGAAGUGUUGUCAACGAUUGCCCAGCUGUACGAUCCACUUGGGCUCGUGUCCCCCGUCAUCGUUCAAGCAAAGAUCCUAAUGCAACAACUCUGGCUUCUGUCCUUAGAAUGGGAUGAUGAAAUUACUCCAGAUCUUCACCGUAAGUGGAAAAUAUUCUGCCAACAACUUCCCACUCUUUCAAAAUUUCGGAUUGAUCGAAAUGCAUUCAUUCGGAAUUAUCAAGUCGCCGAAUACCACACAUUUGCAGACGCAUCAAAAGCUGCAUAUGGAGCAUGUAUUUACAUCCGAUCCGAAGACGCCCAUGGCAACGUCAAAGUGAGUUUGCUGGCUUCCAAAUCGAAGGUAGCCCCAUUGAAACCAAUCAGUAUUCCCCGGCUCGAGUUGUGCGCAGCUCUCCUCGCUACCCGUUUGUUUGAAAAAGUAGUUGCUGCUCUGGAUCAGAUUUCCUCUAGGAAGUACUUCUGGUCAGACUCAACAGUGGUCCUGCAGUGGAUGAAGGCGCCACCGCGGACCUGGAAAACUUUUGUUGCCAACCGUAUUUCCGAAAUACAAGCGACAACCCAUGGAUUCCCUUGGCUGCACGUUGCAGGGAUCGAAAAUCCCGCUGAUUUGUUGUCCCGCGGUUUCCCUGCUGACGAACUAGUCACCUGUGACAAAUGGCUUCACGGACCAAGCUGGCUACACGGACCCAAGGAAGUGUGGCCCACCCAAAAUCUCCCGCGCACCGAGCUCCCAGUGGAAGAAUUGGAACAACGUACUGCAGCUGUGCUGACUCUCCAAACUUCUGCUCCCCACGAAUUAUUCCUGCGAUUCUCAUCAUACAAUAUGUUGCUGAAUGUGGUGGGAUGGGCAUUCCGAUUCAUCCAAAAUACACGCUCAAAGAAUAUGAUUAGGUCACUCCCCAAACCAGAUAUCCGCCAUCUACCGAUGAAUCGACUAAACUACUACCAACGGAUUCAAGCCCACAGCCAACAGUUUUGGCACCGAUGGAGGUCAGAGUACCUAAAGGAACUGCAGAUACAAUACAAAACAAACCCGAAACUAUGCAGCCUCGAAGUUGGGAGUGUUGUAAUUCUGAAGGACGACAGUCUUCCACCGACGCGCUGGCCCCUCGCGCGUAUCCUAGAAGUCCAUCCCGGACCUGAUGGCAUCGUCCGCGUGGUGACUAUUCAAACUUCGGGAGGUGUACUGAAGCGAUCUGUAUCGAAGAUUUGUCCUUUACCCAAAGCAGGAGAAUUUUGA
This is a messenger RNA of Toxorhynchites rutilus septentrionalis, 4239 nucleotides long. RefSeq lists its product as uncharacterized. The record is from RefSeq and is a predicted model, not a curated record. The transcript has a single exon. The coding region runs from base 1 to 4239 and encodes 1412 amino acids. Lineage: Eukaryota; Metazoa; Arthropoda; Insecta; Diptera; Culicidae.